CGCGAGCGGCGCCUCCGGGCCGGUGAAUCAUCCCGGCAGACACCGAGAGCCGCGGCAGCAGAGAGCAGCGCCGAAAAAUGGCUGAAGCGGGCACGGGCUUUCUGGAGCAGCUCAAGUCCUGCAUAGUUUGGUCUUGGACUUAUCUCUGGACCGUAUGGUUCUUCAUCGUCCUCUUCCUGGUCUACAUCCUGCGGGUGCCCUUGAAAAUCAACGACAACUUGAGCACAGUGAGCAUGUUUUUGAACACAUUAACACCGAAGUUCUACGUGGCCCUAACAGGAACUUCCUCACUAAUAUCAGGGCUUAUUUUGAUAUUUGAAUGGUGGUAUUUUCGCAAGUAUGGAACAUCAUUCAUUGAACAAGUCUCAGUAAGCCACUUGCGCCCCCUUCUGGGAGGGGUUGACAACAAUUCCUCCAACAAUUCUAAUUCCAGUAACGGGGACUCAGAUUCCAACAGGCAAAGUGUCUCAGAAUGCAAAGUAUGGCGAAAUCCACUUAAUUUAUUUAGGGGUGCUGAAUAUAAUCGGUACACUUGGGUGACUGGACGAGAGCCUCUGACUUACUAUGACAUGAAUCUCUCUGCCCAGGACCACCAGACCUUCUUUACCUGUGACUCCGACCAUCUGCGUCCUGCAGAUGCAAUAAUGCAGAAAGCCUGGAGAGAGAGAAACCCCCAAGCUAGGAUUUCUGCUGCCCACGAAGCCUUAGAGAUAAAUGAAAUUAGGUCCAGAGUUGAAGUUCCCCUAAUUGCUUCCUCUACCAUCUGGGAGAUAAAAUUGUUACCAAAGUGUGCAACUGCUUAUAUUCUCUUGGCUGAAGAAGAAGCAACAACCAUUGCUGAAGCAGAGAAGCUGUUUAAGCAGGCCCUGAAAGCUGGAGAUGGCUGUUACCGGCGCUCUCAGCAGCUGCAGCACCAUGGAUCCCAGUAUGAAGCCCAACACAGACGAGACACCAAUGUCUUGGUCUACAUCAAAAGAAGACUAGCCAUGUGUGCCAGAAGACUUGGGAGGACCAGAGAAGCAGUGAAAAUGAUGAGAGAUUUAAUGAAGGAGUUCCCUCUCCUGAGCAUGUUCAACAUCCAUGAGAACCUUUUAGAGGCUCUCCUGGAACUACAAGCAUAUGCUGAUGUUCAGGCAGUCUUAGCAAAGUAUGACGAUAUAAGCUUACCAAAGUCGGCAACAAUAUGCUACACAGCUGCCUUGCUCAAAGCAAGAGCUGUUUCUGACAAAUUCUCUCCUGAGGCUGCUUCUCGGCGGGGGCUGAGCACAGCAGAGAUGAAUGCGGUAGAGGCCAUUCAUAGAGCUGUGGAAUUCAAUCCUCAUGUGCCAAAAUACCUACUAGAAAUGAAAAGCUUGAUCCUGCCCCCAGAACACAUCCUGAAGCGAGGGGACAGUGAAGCGAUAGCAUAUGCGUUCUUCCAUCUGGCUCACUGGAAGAGGGUGGAAGGAGCUUUGAAUCUUCUCCAUUGCACAUGGGAAGGCACUUUUCGGAUGAUCCCUUAUCCCUUGGAAAAGGGGCAUCUGUUUUAUCCCUACCCCAUCUGUACAGAGACAGCAGAUCGCGAGCUGCUUCCAUCUUUCCAUGAAGUCUCAGUUUACCCCAAAAAGGAGCUUCCCUUCUUUAUUCUUUUUACUGCUGGAUUGUGUUCCUUCACAGCCAUGCUGGCCCUCCUGACACAUCAGUUCCCGGAACUCAUGGGGGUCUUUGCAAAAGCUUUCCUCAGCACGUUGUUUGCCCCCUUAAACUUUGUCAUGGAAAAAGUGGAGAGCAUCCUGCCUUCCAGCCUGUGGCACCAGCUGACUCGGAUCUAGGGGAGCCCACCCGUCCUCCCUGUCACCGCGCCCAGCAGGCGCCACCGUCUCCUUGUGCCAACUCCUCGCGGACCGCAAGAAAGCAUGACUUUGAAAAAGGGAAGCCAUUCCAGGAUUUUAAAACCUUCAUGAACUGUCUGUUCCAUAUUAAAAGCUGUUUUUGUUGUACAAAAUUCACUGAUGUUCAGUUCUAUUAUAUUUUGCCUUCAGAAAAGAAAAAAAGUCAAAAAUAAACUUUUGUGUAUUGCAGCAACCAGUCGUGUCUCCCAACCCUAAAAUCGUUGGUAUCCAAAUAAACCUAUAGGUUACAUUUAAUUUGCUAAUGCCCCCAAAUCUGAAUGCCACACGAUGGUAUUCUGAGCUGAGGGGACUCAUUUCAGCAGGCCAUUGGCACUCUUUGGCUUGGAAAAUAGACUCUCUUUGGCUAAAAAGCACCAUCUUUUCAGCUCCAAACUGUGUGCCCUCAUAGGCCAAAUAUGCAAAGAAACUUCCAGCAUGAAUGACAGGAAGCAUGAAUGAAAAGUAUGUGCCAUCACAGGUUGUUCUGGUUCACAGACUCUACUCACAGAGUAGAGCUCAGCACUGUGGUUCAAGGAAUCAUUUUGGUUCAGCUUUCUGAAAUUUGUUGUGAGAAGAAAACUUCUGAUGAGAAGAUGCUAACCCAAUUGUCUAUUGUAGAACCUGCCCACUUUUCAACAUUGCCAUUUUUAAAAUAUUUUCUCAUAAGGGUAAUUUCUGUUUUUAUCAUCUUUGCAUUCUUGAUGCGUGCAUGUGAGCGUUCCUUGAGUGUUUUCGUGAUCUGAACCAAAGUGGUCGUUUGUCUUCACCAUCUUUGAAAGCCUUCUCCAUGAGUCACACCUGCCGAGCAUGCAUCUGGCUUUACUUAAGCAAAAGAGAAAAAUAAAUAACCUUGACUCCUCUUCUGAAGUGAAAAGUACCUCUAUUCAGAAUCUCAAUCUAGUGCUAUAUAAAAAGGACUGUCCUUUACAUGGUUUGUUUUCCCUUUUGUUUAGAAUCCUGAAUCUUUCCCCAUGAGCGUUACAGUAGGCAGAGUUGGGGAAAGCACCACACAACAGCCCCCUUGGCAUUUGGACUUCCUGCAGCCUCCUGGUCUCCAUCCAAGAGCAGAGUCAAGAGGCAGGUGAAAAGUGAAAGUAGCGCUGAGCCUUUGUGUUUGGAGUAAGCUGGUACAGAGGCAGCACCCACCCAGAGCAACAAGAGUGACCCUACUCAGCUCCUUCCCCAGGACCUACACUCAGCAUCUCAGCCUCAAGGCGCCAUCACCUGGAACUGAGUUUGUGAGUGUCCAUGCUUUAUCUCCAUGGAUUCUGUGUAUCUCUGUUAGCAAGAUGUGUCCUAAGGUAAUCACUUCUUCGCUUUUUGCCAUUUCGGCUUAUGAAAGUUUUUAUAGGAAGGUUCUACUUCUAGACAGCAAGGGAAACCUGUCUCAGGCUUUCAAUAACAAGUUAAACAACUGGUGAACUCCAUUUGCUUUCUGAACUUGACAGGAGGAUUGCUUGUUUUCUACAGCGGGAGAGGAGACCUCGUGGUGACCUCUGGCCCAGGUCAGGGUUUUUACAGAAUAACCAGUGCAAGUGGCCUGUGAUUAGGUGCAG
Dama dama (fallow deer) is the source of this 3427-nucleotide messenger RNA. RefSeq names its product suppression of tumorigenicity 7 (gene ST7). Bases 78 to 1811 code for a protein of 577 amino acids. The record is from RefSeq and is a predicted model, not a curated record. Lineage: Eukaryota; Metazoa; Chordata; Mammalia; Artiodactyla; Cervidae. The transcript is spliced from 17 exons.